Messenger RNA from Brenthis ino (lesser marbled fritillary), 894 nucleotides. NCBI's taxonomy places the organism in Eukaryota, Metazoa, Arthropoda, Insecta, Lepidoptera, Nymphalidae. The record is from the annotation of a GenBank genome assembly.
AUGAAGGCUUUUACUGUUUUAUUGUGCGUUGGCACUCUCACCCUCGUCUCUUCAGCACCGAUCAAUCAACAGAACUCGCAAUCCCGAGCAGAAUACGAUUAUGAGUAUGAAAGCUCAAAGCCCAACCAAGCGAGUGAGCCCGAGGAGUCUGCCAGCCACUACGACGCGUAUAUCCAGGACGUUCAAUCUGCUGCCUCUGGAGGAAACAAUGCGAAGAAAGGCUUCAGUCGAGGCAGUGGUUUAAGAACUAUAGCAGUUGGUUCGGCCAAUCAAGCGAAAACAGCGCUUGGGAAUCAACAGGCAGCGGGUUACCAAGCGGCUUAUGUUGCUAAGAACACGUUGGCUCAAUCAGCGGCUCAGUCGAGUGCGACAGCGCAGGCGGCUUUGGCCGGGAAGCAGGUCAUCCUCUCUGGGUUGGAGCAGCAAGUGCGUGACGCAAAGGUCGGCCUCCAGGGGGAGGAGAUGCAGCUGCAACAAGCUAAGAGAGCCGCCCAAGCUGCCGCCCAAGCUGCCCAACAGGCUAUGCACCAGGUGAACGUGAUCCAAGCAGCCCUCAACGCAGCACAGGCCACAUCGGAGAACGCGAACGAGGCGGCGUCGCAGGCCGCGGGCGAGCUCGGCGCGCAGACCGCCAUGGUGGGCGCCGCGCGCCAGCGCCUGCAGACCCUGCAGGAGCAGCUCAAGGGCGUCAGGAUCGACUUCGAGGCCACUCAGGCUGCUGCCAGAAAAGCUCAGGCCGCGGCCCAGCAAGCGCAAGCGAACGCGGCGGAGGCGGCCGCGAAGGCCGCGGCGGCCGGCCUCGGCAAGCACGACGCCUCCCACGAAGGUACUAACCACGAAGAGUACAAGUCAGCCCCAGAAACCCAGCAGUACUACCAGUCGGACUACCAGCAC